Molecule: messenger RNA, 5110 nt
Organism: Trichechus manatus latirostris (Florida manatee)
Lineage: Eukaryota; Metazoa; Chordata; Mammalia; Sirenia; Trichechidae
Gene: CARMIL1
Product: capping protein regulator and myosin 1 linker 1
Exons: 37
Coding region: 344-4447 (1367 amino acids)
Biological process (GO): cell migration; regulation of Arp2/3 complex-mediated actin nucleation
Cellular component (GO): lamellipodium; plasma membrane
Molecular function (GO): protein binding
Source: RefSeq, a predicted model, not a curated record
AGCCGCGCCGCCGCUGGGAGCUAGCCGGAGGAGGAGUCGGCUCUGCAGCCGCCUGCGCCCAGCGGCCGCUGCGAGCCUGCCCGCUCCGCGUUCUGCCGCCGGGAACUGCGAGGAGGCGUCAUGUAGAUGCAGCAGCUAACCCACCUCGGGUUUGCAACUCUUUUUUUUCCUGGUGGGGCAGGGGGCGCGGCAAAAUUCUAUCUCCGCCCUCGUGCCUUUCUUGCCCAUUCCCAUUUACAAGCUGCGUUUAGCCUCUCUUGAAAAAACUGAGGGGGUCAGGGGAGGGCUGGGGCCCAUAAAUCAGACUUUGACUUGGAAAGCCCCCGGCGCCUAGAGGGCAACCAUGACCGAGGAGAGUUCCGAGGUGCCCAGACAGUUGACAGAAAGCAUAGAGGAUGUUAUUGGCAGAAAGAUAAAAAUUGCAGUGAAGAAGAAAGUAAAGUUGGAAGUCAAGGGAGACAGAGUUGAAAACAAAGUACUGGUGCUCACAUCAUGCCGAGCCUUCCUUGUCACAGCACGAAUCCCCACCAAGCUCGAGUUAACCUUCAGCUACUUGGAGAUUCAUGGCGUCACCUGCAGCAAGCCAGCUCAGAUGGUUGUGGAAACUGAGAAAUGCAGCAUCUCAAUGAAGAUGACAUCGCCUGAGGAUGUGACUGAAGUUCUGGCUCACAUUGGUACCUGCCUGUGCAAGAUAUUUCCUGGCCUCUCUCCAGUGAGAAUCAUGAAAAAAGUCUCCAUGGAACCAUCUGAGCAACUGACCAGUCUCCAGGCUCUGUGGGACAGCCAGACCAUGGCUGAGCAGGGCCCAUGUGGUGGGUUUUCUCAGAUGUAUGCCUGUGUUUGUGACUGGCUGGGAUUUUCAUACAGGGAAGAAGUACAAUGGGACGUGGAUACAAUUUAUCUGACUCAAGACACCAGGGAAUUGAAUUUACAAGACUUUAGUCAUCUUGACCACAGGGACCUAAUACCCAUCAUUGGUGCUCUGGAAUACAAUCAGUGGUUCACAAAGCUGUCCUCUAAGGAUCUAAAACUGUCCACCGAUGUCUGUGAACAGAUCUUGAGGGUGGUGAGUAGGUCCAGUCGACUGGAAGAAUUGGUGUUGGAAAAUGCUGGACUUAGAACAGAUUUCGCACAAAAACUGGCUAGUGCUCUAGCACAUAAUCCCAACUCAGGACUCCACACGAUUAACCUUGCUGGCAACCCACUAGAGGAUAGAGGUGUGUCCUCUUUAAGUAUUCAGUUUGCCAAACUCCCAAAGGGACUAAAACAUUUAAAUUUAUCCAAAACCUCAUUAUCACCUAAAGGGGUGAAUAGCCUUUCUCAGUCACUCAGUGCCAACCCAUUGACAGCCACCACCCUUAUCCACCUAGACCUCUCAGGGAAUGUCCUUCGCGGAGAUGACCUCUCGUACAUGUACCAUUUUUUGGCCCAGCCAAAUGCCAUUGCUCAUCUGGAUUUAUCCAAUACAGAGUGUUCCCUGGACAUGGUCUGUGGAGCUCUUCUUCGUGGAUGCCUUCAACAUUUAGCUGUGCUCAAUCUCUCCAGAACUGUCUUUUCUCACCGGAAAGGAAAAGAAGUACCCCCGUCUUUCAAACUGUUUUUCAGUAGUUCUCUGGCUCUGAUAGGAAUCAACCUUUCAGGCACAAAACUAUCUCCUGAGCCCUUAAAAGCACUGUUACUGGGUCUGGCUUGUAAUCAUAGCUUGAAGGGGGUUUCUCUUGAUCUCAGCAACUGCGAGCUGAGAUCAGGGGGUGCACAGGUGUUAGAAGGCUGCAUUGCUGAAAUCCACAACAUCACCAGCUUAGACAUCUCUGACAAUGGUUUAGAAUCUGACCUCUCUACCUUAAUAGUGUGGCUCAGUAAAAACAGAUCAAUACAACACCUGGCAUUAGGCAAAAAUUUUAAUAAUAUGAAAUCCAAAAAUCUGACCCCUGUUUUGGACAACUUAGUACAGAUGAUUCAAGAUGAAGAAUCACCGCUGCAGUCGUUGUCCCUGGCAGACUCGAAGCUCAAGACCGAGGUCACCAUUAUAAUCAAUGCCCUGGGAAGCAACACCUCCCUCACCAAAGUGGACAUCAGUGGAAAUGGGAUGGGGGACAUGGGAGCAAAGAUGCUGGCGAAAGCACUGCAGAUCAACACCAAGCUUAGGACUGUAAUUUGGGACAAGAACAACAUCACUGCUCAAGGCUUUCAAGAUAUAGCUGUUGCUAUGGAAAAGAACUACACAUUGAGAUUUAUGCCAAUUCCUAUGUAUGAUGCUUCUCAAGCCCUAAAAACAAACCCUGAAAAAACAGAAGAGGCUCUACAGAAGAUAGAGAACUAUCUUCUCCGGAAUCACGAGACUAGAAAAUAUCUUCAAGAGCAGGCCUACCGCCUACAGCAGGGCAUCGUCACCAGCACCACACAGCAGAUGAUCGACAGAAUAUGUGUGAAAGUUCAAGACCAUCUCAACUCUUUACGAAAUUGUGGGGGAGAUGCUAUCCAGGAAGAUUUAAAAUCAGCAGAAAGGCUCAUGCGUGAUGCUAAGAACUCUAAAACGUUGUUACCAAAUUUAUACCAUGUUGGUGGUGCAUCUUGGGCAGGAGCCAGUGGUUUGUUAUCCAGUCCAAUACAGGAGACCCUGGAAUCAAUGGCUGGAGAAGUUACACGAGUUGUAGAUGAACAACUAAAGGCGUUGCUUGAGUCCAUGGUUGAUGCUGCCGAGAGUCUUUGUCCAAAUGUGAUGAAAAAAGCCCACAUCCGACAAGACCUGAUUCAUGCCAGCACUGAAAAGAUUUCUGUUCCCCGUACCUUUGUUAAAAAUGUCCUGUUGGAGCAGUCUGGAAUUGAUAUCCUUAACAAAAUUAGUGAGGUGAAGUUGAUGGUGGCCUCCUUCCUGUCUGACCGAAUCGUGGAUGAAAUCCUGGAUGCACUCUCACAUUGUCAUCAUAAACUGGCUGACCAUUUCAACAGACGUGGCAAGACCCUUCCUCAGCAAGAGUCCUUAGAGAUUGAGUCGGCCGAGGAGAAGCCAGUUAAACGCUCCAUCAUCACAGUGGAGGAGCUAACAGAGAUAGAACGUUUGGAAGACCUGGAUACUUGUAUGAUGACUCCUAAAUCCAAAAGGAAGAGCAUCCAUAGCCGAAUGCUGCGGCCUGUUUCCAGAGCCUUUGAAAUGGAGUUUGAUCUGGAUAAAGCACUGGAAGAGGUACCGAUUCACAUUGAAGACCCACCCUUCCCAUCCAUCAAACAAGAGAAGCGGAGCUCAGGAUUCAUCUCAGAGUUACCCUCCGAGGAAGGGAAGAAGCUGGAGCACUUUACCAAGUUAAGGCCAAAACGGAAUAAGAAGCAGCAACCCACCCAAGCAGCGGUCUGUGCUGCCAACAUAGUCUCUCAAGAUGGUGAACAGAACGGUCUGAUAGGGAGAGUGGAUGAAGGUGUAGAUGAAUUUUUCACCAAGAAGGUGACUAAAAUGGAUUCUAAGAGAUCGUCAUCAAGAGGCUCAGAGUCCCACGAGCUUAGUGAAGGAGGAGAUGAAAAGAAAAAGCGAGAUUCUCGGAAAAGUGGCUUUCUCAAUUUAAUCAAAUCUCGAUCUAAAUCCGAGCGGCCACCAACUGUCUUGAUGAGCGAAGAACCCUCAUCACCAAAAGGGGGAGGGAGAAGUCCAGCUGUGGACACAGCCAGGAAGGACAUGAAGCCAGCAGAGCACAAUGGCAGUUCUGAACGGAUAGAGGAGAUCAAAACACCUGACUCCCUUGAAGAGGGCCAAGUGGAAGAAAUGGGGAAGGUGGAGCGGAGUGACAGCAAGAGCAGCCCCCAGGGCGGGCAAAAAUAUGGGGUCCAGGUGAUGGGCAGUGGUCUGCUGGCAGAGAUGAAAGCCAAGCAGGAGAGGAGAGCUGCUUGUGCACAGAAGAAACUUGGGAAUGAUGCCAUCUCCCAGGAUGCUUCUGCCCUGUCCUUGAGCAGCAUGGAAUGGUUGGAUGGAAGUGGGGCUGGUCUCCCAGAGAACCGCUUCGGUUUGGCAACACCAGAAAAAAAUGCCAAAGCAGAACCCAAAGUGAAUGUGGGCUCCAGGUCUCGGGGCUCUUCCAGCACACCCACCAGCCUGAAGCCCCUUCUUCAGUCCCCCAAGCCCACCCUGGCAUCCCGGCCUAUCAUCCCGCAGAAACCAAGGACCGCCGCACGGCCAGAGGACAUCCCAGACUCUCCAUCUGGUCCUAGUUCUCCUAAAGUUGCUCUUCUUCCACUCAUCCUGAAAAAAGUUCCUUCGGACAAAGAGCGAGAUGGCCAGAGUAGCCCUCAGCCCAGUCCUAGAACGUUUUCCCAGGAAGUUUCAAGGAGAAGCUGGGGUCAGCAGUUCCAUGAAUAUCAAGAACAAAAGCAACAGUCAUCUAGCAAAGAUGGGCAUCAAAGCAGCAAGUCUAGCGACUCUGGGGAAGAAGCAGAAAAAGAGUUUAUUUUUGUGUAAAGGUCGCCCAUGCCAGCGUCUCAUUUGCGUGAUGAUUUUGUUAGCCAUUAGAGAAGGACUGAGGGCAACGCCUCUUCCUAGGCACACUUCUCUUGGUGCUUUCUUUCCUUUUCUCCUCCACCCCCCUUUUUUUUUGAGUAUAGAAAAAUCCAUUUCUUAGGCAAUCAAAGCACAUUUGUUUGGUCUCCUCCCCACUUUCCCCUAAGCCUUGGCAUUUGAUUUCUAAACAUUCCUUCAUAUGCCUUCAAUGAAAGCCAGCAAUUAUUCCAUGGGCCCUACUUGAAUUUCUCUGCGGCAGCUACAGAUUGCCCUGCCGGAGGAGUUUUGGGAGGUCAGUGAAGUAACUGGACAUACUCUCACACAAGGAAAUGCCACCCAGCAGACUGUGUUGAGUACUGCUGAAUGUACUUGUGUCGGAUCUGCAGAUGACAUGAUACAGCAAUUUAUUCUUGACGUAUGCAAUUGCACAUUGUAAUUAUAUUAACAGAGCACACUAAUAAAUAACUUGUAUAAAUUAUAUAUAAGAUCAUGGUUUUUACAUUCUCCCAUGGGGAACUUCUUCCUUCCUGAUGUGAAAUUGUACAUGUAAAGCUUGGACCGUGACCUUCGCAUAACAUCAACUAAGCACAGUGAAGAACAGCAUCAAAGAGGCCCCCAGCUGAU